Acanthopagrus latus (yellowfin seabream) is the source of this 2548-nucleotide messenger RNA. Its product is annotated as cGMP-dependent protein kinase 1. NCBI's taxonomy places the organism in Eukaryota, Metazoa, Chordata, Actinopteri, Spariformes, Sparidae. The record is from RefSeq and is a predicted model, not a curated record. Gene Ontology annotation, biological process: protein phosphorylation. Bases 359 to 2413 code for a protein of 684 amino acids. Gene Ontology annotation, molecular function: ATP binding; cGMP-dependent protein kinase activity. The transcript is spliced from 18 exons.
ACCAUCCGCUGUCACACAGCCGAGGGAGAGGGAGAGAAAUAGAGAGAGAGGGAGAGGGACAGAGAGAGAGAGGGAGAGAGAGAGAGAGAGAGAGAGAGGGAGGUGAAACUUUGCGUAAUUGUGGUUGAGACGCUUUCACCUUGGCGUUCACCGAGCAUACCUUCGCUUAAAUCCCGAACAUCCGCUGGAUCCAGAGAGGAGGAAGAGGAGUGAGGAAUCCUCCCCUCCAGAGAGACGGGGGCUACAUCCUCUGAAGCCGUUCAUGCCUGAUAAAGUUUACGCGCAGCGUGGUAGAGGAGAGAGGAUAAAGACUCAACUGCGCUCCUUUCGGUAAACUUAUUUGGGAAGUCGAUUGGAAAUGGGCACCUUGCGCGACCUCCAGUACGCGCUCCAAGAGAAGAUCGAGGAGCUGCGCCAGAGGGACGCGCUCAUCGACGAGCUGGAGCUGGAGCUCGACCAGAAGGACGAGCUCAUCCAGAGACUACAGAACGAGCUGGACAAAUAUCGCUCCGUUAUCAAACCGGCAACCCAGCAGGUCCACAAGCAGAGCGAGCUGCACGAGCAGCAGCGGACCAAGAGGCAGGCGAUUUCGGCCGAACCCACCGCCUUCGACAUCCAGGAUCUCAGCCAUGUCACCCUACCUUUCUACCCCAAAAGCCCACAGUCUAAGGAUCUGAUCAAGGAGGCCAUCUUGGACAAUGACUUCAUGAAGAACUUGGAGCUGUCUCAGAUCCAAGAGAUCGUGGACUGCAUGUACCCUGUGGAGUAUGGAAAGGACAGCUGUAUCAUUAAGGAGGGCGAUGUGGGCUCACUGGUCUAUGUCAUGGAAGACGGCAAGGUGGAAGUGACGAAGGAGAGCCUGAAGCUCUGCACCAUGGGGCCAGGGAAGGUGUUUGGAGAGUUGGCUAUACUCUACAACUGCACCAGGACUGCCACUGUCAAGACUCUAACAAAUGUGAAGCUGUGGGCCAUUGACCGGCAAUGUUUUCAGACGAUCAUGAUGAGGACAGGUCUCAUCAAGCACACAGAGUACAUGGAGUUUCUGAAAAGCGUCCCCACAUUCCACGGGCUGCAAGAGGACAUUCUGAGCAAGCUUGCAGAUGUCCUUGAGGAGACACAUUAUGAAGAUGGAGAGUACAUCAUCAGACAGGGGGCCAGAGGAGACACCUUCUUCAUCAUCAGUAAAGGAAAGGUUAAUGUUACCAGGGAAGACCUGCCCAAUGGAGAGCCUGUCUACCUGCGCAGCCUUGGGAAAGGAGACUGGUUUGGAGAGAAAGCACUUCAAGGGGAGGACAUCAGGACGGCCAGUGUCAUUGCAGCAGAGGCGGUCACCUGCUUAGUCAUCGAUAGAGAUUCAUUCAAACACCUGAUUGGAGGUCUGGAGGAUGUGUCCAGUAAAGGCCACGAGGAUGCUGAUGCCAAAGCCAAGUAUGAAGCAGAGAACGCGUUUUUCUUCAAUCUCAACCUGGCUGACUUCAACAUCAUCGACACUCUGGGUGUCGGUGGCUUCGGGCGCGUCGAGUUGGUUCAGCUCAAGAGUGAUGAGAACAAAACCUUCGCCAUGAAAAUACUGAAGAAGAGGCACAUUGUGGACACAAGACAGCAGGAGCACAUUCGUUCAGAGAAACUCAUCAUGCAGGAGGCCCACUCUGACUUCAUUGUUAGACUCUAUAGAACAUUCAAGGACAGCAAGUACCUCUACAUGUUGAUGGAAGCUUGUUUAGGAGGAGAGCUGUGGACCAUUCUUCGAGACCGGGGCUCAUUUGAGGACUCAACCACCAGGUUCUACACAGCUUGUGUGGUCGAAGCCUUCGCCUACCUGCAUUCCAAAGGAAUCAUCUAUAGAGACCUCAAGCCAGAAAACCUUAUACUGGACCACAGGGGCUAUGCCAAACUGGUCGACUUUGGUUUUGCCAAGAAGAUCGGGUUUGGCAAGAAGACGUGGACCUUCUGUGGGACGCCGGAGUAUGUAGCACCAGAGAUCAUUCUGAACAAGGGUCACGACAUCUCAGCUGACUACUGGUCUCUAGGAAUCCUAAUGUUUGAGCUCUUAACUGGCAGCCCUCCAUUCUCUGGGCCUGAUCCAAUGAAAACCUACAACAUCAUCCUGAGAGGCAUCGACAUGAUUGAAUUUCCAAAGAAAAUUACCAAAAAUGCUGCCAAUCUAAUCAAAAAGCUAUGCAGGGAUAAUCCUUCUGAACGACUGGGAAACUUGAAAAAUGGUGUCAAAGACAUCCAAAAGCACAAAUGGUUUGAGGGCUUUAACUGGGAGGGCUUGAAGAAGGGAACAUUGACGCCUCCUAUUAUCCCUAAUGUCACAUCAGCAGUCGAUACAAGUAACUUUGACAGCUUCCCAGAAGACAACGAGGACCCACCUCCCGAUGACAACUCCGGCUGGGACGUUGAUUUUUGAAGUCCUCCUCUCCCUCUUAAAACCAAAAGAAACUCUUCUUUUGCUGGCUUAGAGGCCAUCAUGAGGACAUGGCUGUGUGUAAAAACAAAACAAAACAAAACAAAACAAAACAAAAAAAAAACUGCUAAAAAAAAA